CGCGAAACUAAGAAAUCAAGUCCAGAGAAUAGAAAAAUAUAAACCGUCAAAAAGUAGAAACCUUUUGAGUUGGAAGCAGAAAACAAUGGCGAAUGAGGGUUUCGACGAUGAAUGGGACGCAGAUUUGAUCGACCAGCUCGUCCAAGCCGAAGAGCUUGCCUUAUCCUUCGCCACUCGGCAACAUUUUCCACCUCCUCCUCCGCCGCUGCCGCAACCACAACCGCUAGAUCCGCAACCGCACACGGCGGUGUUCGCCGACGUCAGCUAUUCACCUCCCCGAGAGCUGUCUCAGAGAGUUCCAGAGUUCUCCAAGGUUUUCAAUCAGUCCUCCGAUGUCGACACUUUCUCCACUGCCGCUGGCCGAGUCACUAUCGCUCCUCGCGGGUCCCACACUGCUAAAGAAGAGGAAAUUAAUAAUUUGAAGAAGGAGCUAGAUCGAAUUUCAAAACAGCGGAUUUCUCUGGAGCAAGAGUGCAUUGAAUUAAGAAAGGAAAAAGAGAAGAAAGGGAAGAAAGAGAAGGAGCACAAGCUUGCUCUUUCAAAGAGUGUGAACGUAAAUACAGAUUCGGGUGUCAACAUCCAACAAGACCAAAGAAAAUCCUUAGAAUGCCAAAAUGCACGCUCUACGAAUGAUCAUGUUAGCUCCAGCACAAAAGUCGGUACAAUAUCCUCUAAAGAUGUUGGGAUCCAGACUGAAAAGCAUGAUGGAUCUAUCAGCUUAUCAGCGGAAAGCGAUUUAUCUGCUACUUUUUGCCGUAGAAACAAGUUGUUGGAUGUAUGGAACUUGUCUAGUGGCCAAAGAUUAGGAAGGCUUCUCAUUUCAAAAUUGUAUGCAACAUGUGAAGUUGAUUUCCGUGUCCUUUCUGGAUACCUGAACGUGAGUUUUCCCUUAAGGACAAGUUUGGAGUCAAAUAUUUCUUUGAAGGAUAAUCUGCAGUAUACUCAUUCUGGUGAGAGUGCAAAAGUGUCUCAUCUUUUCUCUAUAUUGACCAAGAUUAAUGAUGAAAUGGUGAGAUUGGAAGAUUUGUUAGAAGCAUUGUUUGGUCUUUGCAGACUUAAAAAUGUUGCUAUAAUUCAUAGGUCUUUGCAUAUACUGCAAGAGGUUUUGAAUUUCACUUUCAGUAUGGAAAGAAAAUUUGGUAAAAGGGACAACAUUGUGAUGGAGGGACCUUCUUGUUGGAAUAAUGCGUCAGAUCUGUAUGAAUAUGUAUAUCCUGGAUCUAGAGGACUGCCCCAUGUCCAUGAUGAGAAAAUAUUUGAUCAAGAUCAUGCUGAUGGCCCGAGAUUGGAUACUGUUGAUACUUAUGCCAGGAUAGGAUUCAUCAAUUGUGGAUCUAGCUGUUUGAUAUCUUCUCAUUUCAACUAUUUUCCUCUUUUUGAAUUAAUGUGCGAAAUUAUCAUGAUUCAUGAGGUAGAACAUGUAAGACUCCAGGCAGUUUCAGUCAUGAAUCUGAUUGUUGCAAGAAGUAAUGCGUACUUGGAGAGGGAAAAGUAUGGGACAGAUAUACCGUUCCAAAGUAUCUCAAAACUAUUGAAGAAGGGAGCUCGCGUGCAUGUAAAGAAGAAAGCUGUGCAUCUUCUUCAUAUGCUACUAAAUUGCCCAAGAGUAAUGGCCUCAUUCUGCAGCUGUCUCGUGGAGGGAGAUGGGGUGGGCAUGGUUGAUACCAAUUCCAAGAAUACUUCAACCUUUCCCGUAGUCAGUGUGAUCUUGGAGAGUUUGGCAGAAUGUGUCACCUGCACUGGAAGUAACGCUGAGGAACUACAGCUUCGGAGGCAUACCAUAAUUUUGCUAGCUUUCUUAGCAUCAUCAGGAAAAUGUGGUGUUGAGAUUCUGUUAAAUUAUAGGCUUCCAAAAGGAAAGGAUUUAUUUGCAAUUAUUUUGCAAAGCUUCGUUCGCGAUUUGGAUCUAGAAGAAUCGGAUACUGCUCAGCAGGCUGAAGUAUUCAAAGAGAGGACCUUGCUGAUGCGAGAGGUACUCAUACUCUUGAAUAGACUAGUCUCACAUCCCAAGUACUCCAGUCAUGUUCUGCGGGCAUUAACAAACAGUCGAGAGAAAGCAACUUUGACUGUUGAUGUAACAAGCAGAGUAUCCGGUAAGCGCAAGUUCUUGUGGCAGGAUGUUAGCAUGACUCGGCAGAUUAGGGAAUCCGAAAUCAUAGAUUUAGCUCAGGUGUUGAGAAGAAGAGUUUUCACGUUUCUUGGAGGCAGCAGCUAAUGAAAGAGGCACGAAAACUUGAUUGAUCCUUGCUAGAAGUGCACUCACGCUUGAAGAACGGCUCAUGGAAAUAUUUGAGUUAUGGUACUUGACAGGAUUGAGCGUGGAGCAAAGUUGCAGCUUCUAUGCUGAAAUCAUCAGCACUGAUCUGUUUGAAUGGGUUUUUCAGCACAAGCAUGCAUUUUUCGGUCACCCCACUGUAUAAGGUUAGUGUAAUUGUAGCAUUGAAUCAGCUUCUAUGUAUAUAUUUUACUAGUUGCGCAUGGGCCCAAUGCACUAUGCCAAACAUUUUUUUUUUUAUUAUAAAAGAACUCUUUUCUC
Nicotiana attenuata is the source of this 2536-nucleotide messenger RNA. RefSeq lists its product as uncharacterized. The coding region runs from base 86 to 2215 and encodes 709 amino acids. Gene Ontology annotation, biological process: DNA damage response. The record is from RefSeq and is a predicted model, not a curated record. NCBI's taxonomy places the organism in Eukaryota, Viridiplantae, Streptophyta, Magnoliopsida, Solanales, Solanaceae. The transcript has 12 exons.